Molecule: messenger RNA, 4197 nt
Organism: Micropterus salmoides (largemouth bass)
Lineage: Eukaryota; Metazoa; Chordata; Actinopteri; Centrarchiformes; Centrarchidae
Product: NACHT, LRR and PYD domains-containing protein 12-like
Exons: 11
Coding region: 13-3336 (1107 amino acids)
Molecular function (GO): protein binding
Source: RefSeq, a predicted model, not a curated record
GAAGUCCAGAAGAUGAGUGUUUGUGUGGAGGAAGAGGAGGACAGAGCAGAGUUUGCAGUAUCCAGCUGUCUGUCUAUGAAAAGUGACUGGUCCAAACAUUUUCCUCCAGACUUCAGUAAUAAACCUGGACCCUCAGACACAAAAGACAGACAGAGAGCAGAAUCUGCAGUAUCCAGCUAUCUGUCUAUGAAGAGUGACCGGUCCAAAGUGUUCGAUCCUCCAGACUUCAGUAAUGAACCUGGACUAACAGAUACAAAAGAGAGGAAGAGGAGUCAUGUUUCUGUGGAGGAGCAGCUGUCCUGCUGUUCUUUGUGUCAGGACGUCCUAAAGGAUCCAGUCUCUACCAGCUGUGGACACUGGUUCUGCAAACAGUGCAUCACUUCACACUGGGACCAGUCUGCUUCACCAGGAGACUCCUCCUGUCCCCAGUGUGGAGAAAGAUCCAGAACAAGAGCUGGACUGCAGACAGCCAGUCAGAGCAGCUCUGUACAAAUGAGUGGUGGUCUGCUGGAGGUUUUAGAUGAACAUAAGAUCAGUCUGAGGAGGAGAUGUGAAUGUGUGACUGAAGGAAGUGAUGAAACAGGAAGUGGAACCCUCCUCAACAGGAUCUACACUGAGCUCUACAUCACAGAGGGACAGAGUGAAAUGGUUAAUACCCAACAUGAGGUGAGGCAGCUUGAGACAGCUUCCAAGAUGGAGACCCUCCAUGAAACUCCAAUCAAGUGCCACGAUAUCUUUAAAGCCUUACCUGGCCAACAGAAACACAUCAGAGUGGUUCUGAUGAACGGCGUCGCUGGUGUUGGAAAAACCUUCUCAGUGAAGAAGUUCACUCUGGACUGGGCAGAGGGCUUGGAAAACCAAGAUGUCAGUCUGCUGGUUCUGCUCUCAUUCAGGGAGCUGAACUUGAUCAAAGAUGAGCAGUACAGUCUUCUCACGCUGCUCCAUGUUUUCCAUCCAACAUUACAGAAGGUCCCAGCAGAGAAGCUCGCUGUCUGUAAACUGUUGUUCAUCUUUGACGGCCUGGAUGAAAGCAGACUUUCAUUGGAUUUCCACAACAAUGAGGUUGUGUCUGAUGUCACACAGAAGUCAUCAGUCAACCUGCUGCUGACAAACCUCAUCAAGGGGAAUCUGCUUCCUUCGGCUCUCGUCUGGAUAACUUCCCGACCUGCAGCAGCCAAUCAGAUCCCUCCUUCAUGUGUUGACAGGUUAACAGAAGUACGAGGCUUCACUGACGCCCAGAAGGAGGAGUACUUCAGGAGGAGAGUCGGUGAUGAAGAGCUGUCCAGCAGAAUCAUCUCACACAUCAAGACCUCCAGGAGCCUCCACAUCAUGUGUCUAAUCCCAGUCUUCUGCUGGAUCACUGCUACAGUUCUGGAGCACAUGUUGACUACAGACCAGACAGGAGAGCUGCCCAAGACCCUGACUGACCUGUACUCACACUUCCUGCUGGUUCAGACACAGAGGAAGAAGCAGAAGUACGAUGAGGGACAUGAGACGAGUCCACAGGAGCUGACGGAGGCUGACAGGAAGGUUCUUCUGAAGCUGGGGAGGCUGGCGUUUGAACAUCUGGAGAAAGGGAACCUCAUGUUCUACCAAGAAGACCUGGAGCAAUGUGGUCUUGAUAUUGCAGAGGCCUCGGUGUACUCGGGAGUUUGUACAGAGAUCUUCAAAAGAGAGAGUGUGAUCUUCCAGAAAACAGUCUACUGCUUUGUUCAUUUAAGCAUUCAGGAGUUUCUGGCUGCAGUCUACAUGUUCCACUGUUACACCAACAGGAACACAAAGGUGCUGGAGGACUUCCUGGGAAAAAAACACAUUGAUUCAACCCUGGAUAUCUUCCUGAAGGGAGCAAUAAUGAAAUCCCUUGAAAGUAAAAAUGGCCACCUGGACCUGUUUGUUCGCUUCCUUCAUGGUCUCUCUCUGGAGUCCAACCAGAGACUCUUAGGAGGCCUGCUGGGUCAGACAGACAACAGUCCAGAAAUCAUCCGGAGAGCCAUCAACAACCUUAAGAAGAUGAACACAAAAACUUCCCCUGACAGAAGCAUCAACAUCUUCCACUGUCUGAUGGAAAUGAAUGACCACUCAGUACAUCAGGAGAUCCAAGAGUUCCUGAAGUCAGAGAACAGAUCAGAGAAGGAACUCUCUGAGAUCCACUGCUCAGCUCUGGCCUACAUGCUGCAGAUGUCAGAGGAGGUUCUGGAUGAGCUUGACCUGAAGAAGUACAACACAUCAUACCAGGGACGACAGAAACUGAUUCCAGCUGUGAGGAACUGCAGAAAGGCUCUACUUUCCUUCUGUGGACUCUCAGAGACUCACUGUGAAGUUGUGGCCUCAGCUCUGAAGUCCAACCCAUCCCAUCUGAGACUGCUGGACCUGAGUCACAACAACAUACCGUAUUCAGCAGUGAAGCUGCUGUCUGCUGGACUGGAGAGUCCAAACUGUAGAGUGGAGACUCUGGUACUGAUUCGCUGCAGUUUGUCAGAGAUCAGCUGUGCUUCUCUGGCCUCAGCUCUGAAGUCCAACCCCUCCCAUCUGAGAAUGCUGGAGCUGAGUGACAACAACCUGCAGGAUUCAGAAGUGAAGCUGCUGUGUGAUUUUCUGGAGAGUCCACAAUGUAGACUGAAGACUCUGGGAUUGAGUAUUUGCAGUUUUUCAGAGAUAAGCUGUGGUUCUCUGGCCUCAGCUCUGAAGUCCAACCCGUCCCAUCUGAGAGCGCUGCACCUGAGUGACAACAAGCUGCAGGAUUCAGGAGUGAAGCUGCUCUGUGAUUUUCUGGAGAGUCCACACUGUACGCUAGAGACUCUGAGAUUGUGGAGCUGCAGUUUGUCAGAGAUCAGCUGUGCUUCUCUGGCCUCAGCUCUGAAGUCCAACCCCUGCCAUCUGAGAGAGCUGGAGCUGGGUGGAAACAAGCUGCAGGAUUCAGGAGUGAAGCUGCUGUGUGGUUUUCUGGAGAGUCCACACUGUAGACUGGAGACUCUGAGAUUGUGGGGCUGCAGUUUGUCAGAGAUCAGCUGUGCUUCUCUGGCCUCAGCUCUGAAGUCCAACCCCUCCCAUCUGAGAGAGCUGGACCUGAGUGACAACAAGCUGCAGGAUUCAGGAGUGAAGCUGCUGUGUGAUUUUCUGGAGAGUCCACACUGCAGACUGGAGACUCUGAGAUUGUGGGACUGCAGGUUGUCAGAGACCAGCUGUGCUUCUGUGGCCUCAGCUUUGAAGUCCAACCCCUCCCAUCUGAGAGAGCUGGAGCUGAGUGGAAACAAGCUGCAGGAUUCAGGAGUGAAGCUGCUGUCUGAUCUUGUGGAGAGUCUACACUGUAGACUGGAGACUCUGAGAUGGAGGUAAUCUCUGUUAGAGAGUGAGUGAUGAGAGAGGUGGUGGUGAGGAGCUGUGUCCAGCUUGUGUGUGGAUAGGCUUUGACUGGGCCUUGUUACUGGGAGGUAGAGUGGAGAGGAGAGCUUCAUCCAGCAGUGACUGACAGAGGAAUCACAACAGUGCUGCAGUCUGAACUGCUCUGAGAUCAGCUCCACUGUCAGACACAAUGUCAAGUCCACCAUCAUCCCUGUGUGUUCCUCUGGAUGUGACAGAGUAUCAUCAGUGUAUCUGGACUGCUCUGCUGCUGCUCUGUCCUUCUACACAGUCUCUGCAGACACACUGAGACUGAGCUCCACACUCAGCCACCUCCUCCAUCUGGACCUGGACUUUAUUUCAUUCAGAUGUUCUGAACCCAAAGUGCCUCUACAGAUUAGUUCUGUUUAUGACACUUAAUUAAAUGAAUUCUUCUUUUUUGCUGUGUCGGUUGCAGCUGCACCUUGUAGAUUGAUGGAGAAUUGCAGUUAAUUUCCACAUUAUAUUUCGCAUUUUGGAAGUUGAUGUGAAAAAGCAGCAUCCAGCCUGCAUGCAUAAAGUUUCCUCUCUCAGUUAUGCUUAUUACUACCAAUACCAGACUUUCCUCACAGUUUAACAAAUAAUUGUUUGUAACACACAGAAAGAAGAUAAAACUUGUUUGGAUUUAAUCGAAGCUUCUUGACGUCUACAAACUGUAACGCGAUUCUGACUCCAAACUUAAGUAUCAUUGUUAUUAGUGCAGGAUAUGUUUACUUUUUAAAUUAGUCUAUUUUAAUAGUAUAUCCCAACAGAUUGUGUUGUUACAGAAAAAUGCAAUAUCCACUAUGAUCCAAUGUUAAUAUAUAAAUAUUGAUUAGA